Messenger RNA from Molossus molossus (Pallas's mastiff bat), 3879 nucleotides. It is a transcript of the gene IPO13, whose product is annotated as importin 13. Gene Ontology annotation, cellular component: cytoplasm; nuclear membrane. Gene Ontology annotation, molecular function: small GTPase binding. NCBI's taxonomy places the organism in Eukaryota, Metazoa, Chordata, Mammalia, Chiroptera, Molossidae. The transcript has 21 exons. Bases 619 to 3564 code for a protein of 981 amino acids. The record is from RefSeq and is a predicted model, not a curated record. Gene Ontology annotation, biological process: protein import into nucleus.
GUAGCGGGGCCGGAGCGGGCGGUGAGAAGAGCGCGGGCCAGGCCGAGCGGAGGGGCCCUCCCACAGCCCCUCAACAUUACGGACUCUUCGCCCCCGAGUGUCGAAGCUGCACCCCCGCGCUUCGUUGGAACGCCUUCCGUAACCCGCUAAGGGCUCUCUCCCUCGUGACCUCCCACCCUAGUGACCUCCUGAUAGGACCCAGGAGCGCACUCAGCCGAGGGUGUUGUGGGUACCGGCCAUCGACCCUGUGACCCCUCACGGGCCAGGGGCUCGGUUUUCCCCACAGGCCUCCCUCCCCUAUGACUCCCUCCUCACAGAUUCUGAAAACAGAGCCGUGACCUACUACUAGGACCCCCGCCUGAGAUCUCCUCACUGAAGGGUCCUCCUUGGAGCCCCCCCUCAGUGGGUUUCCUCCUAAGAGCACUCCUUUUGGUUUCCGGCAAGCCCUUCACCCCCAAUCGAGGUGGGGAGGCCUUGGCAGCCAUGCCCACCUUGGGUCCCCUGUCACCACACUACUUCCUGGGCACCCAAGCCGGGGUCUAGCAAGGCGGCCAGCAGCCAAGGGGCUGGGGCAGGAGACAGGUCAGGGUCCACCUCCCUGCUGGGGAGGGUGCAAAGAUGGACCGGCGGGAGGAGCAGCCGGGGGCUGCAGGGGCUGGAGCAGCACCAGCCUUGGACUUCACUGUGGAGAACGUGGAGAAGGCGCUGCACCAGCUCUACUACGACCCCAACAUUGAGAACAAGAACCUGGCUCAGAAGUGGCUGAUGCAGGCCCAGGUCUCUCCACAGGCCUGGCACUUCAGCUGGCAGUUACUACAGCCUGACAAGGUGCCUGAGAUCCAGUACUUUGGGGCCAGUGCCCUGCACAUCAAGAUCUCUCGCUAUUGGAGUGACAUCCCCACUGACCAGUAUGAAAGUCUAAAGGCACAGCUCUUCACCCAGAUCACCCGCUUUGCCAGUGGUUCCAAGAUCGUGCUGACUCGACUAUGUGUGGCGCUGGCCUCGCUGGCUCUCAGUAUGAUGCCUGAUGCUUGGCCUUGUGCUGUGGCAGAUAUGGUACGACUCUUCCAGGCUGACGACUCACCAGUGGAUGGCCAGGGUCGCUGCCUGGCUCUGCUAGAGCUGCUGACAGUGCUGCCUGAGGAAUUUCAGACCAGUCGCCUGCCCCAGUAUCGCAAAGGCCUGGUGCGGGCCAGCCUAGCUGUGGAGUGUGGGGCUGUCUUCCCAUUGCUGGAGCAACUGCUGCAGCAGCCCAGCUCACCCAGCUGUGUGCGUCAGAAGGUACUCAAGUGCUUUUCCAGCUGGGUGCAGCUGGAGGUGCCACUGCAGGACUGCGAGGCGCUCAUUCAGGCUGCCUUCACUGCUCUGCAGGACUCGGAGCUCUUCGACAGCAGUGUGGAGGCCAUUGUCAAUGCCAUCUCACAGCCUGAUGCCCAGAGAGUUCUCCCGGAGGUCUCUGAUCUAAGGUUCUUCCCAACAUGGGCAGCUGCUGUGUAUGUGAACACACUCCUGAAACUCAUCCCACUGGUGCUGGGACUGCAGGAUCAACUACGUCAGGCAGUGCAGAAUGGGGACAUGGAGACCUCCCAUGGCAUCUGUCGCAUUGCUGUGGCCCUGGGUGAGAACCACUCUCGGGCCUUGCUGGACCAAGUGGAGCACUGGCAGAGCUUCCUGGCCCUUGUCAACAUGAUCAUGUUCUGCACGGGUAUCCCUGGUCACUAUCCUGUCAAUGAGACUACCAGCUCCCUAACCCUCACCUUCUGGUACACACUGCAGGAUGACAUUCUGUCCUUUGAGGCAGAGAAGCAGGCUGUGUACCAGCAGGUGUACCGGCCAGUCUACUUCCAACUGGUGGAUGUGCUUCUGCACAAGGCCCAGUUCCCUUCUGAUGAGGAAUAUGGAUUCUGGUCCUCAGACGAGAAGGAGCAGUUCCGAAUUUACAGGGUGGACAUCUCAGACACGCUCAUGUAUGUUUAUGAAAUGCUGGGAGCCGAGCUGCUCAGCAACCUCUAUGACAAGCUGGGCCGUUUGCUCACCAGCUCAGAGGAGCCCUACUCCUGGCAGCACACAGAAGCCCUGCUCUAUGGCUUCCAAUCCAUCGCAGAAACCAUUGAUGUCAACUAUUCUGAUGUGGUACCUGGGCUCAUUGGCCUCAUCCCACGGAUCAGCAUCAGCAACGUGCAGCUGGCGGAUACCGUCAUGUUCACCAUUGGAGCUCUUUCUGAAUGGCUGGCUGACCACCCCGUCAUGAUCAACAGCGUUCUUCCCCUCGUACUACACGCCCUAGGCAAUCCUGAGCUCUCUGUCUCUUCUGUGUCCACCCUCAAGAAGAUCUGUCGAGAAUGCAAGUAUGAUCUGCCGCCCUAUGCUGCCAACAUCGUGGCUGUCUCCCAGGAUGUGCUAAUGAAACAGAUCCACAAGACAAGUCAGUGCAUGUGGCUGAUGCAGGCACUGGGCUUCCUGCUGUCAGCCCUGCAGGUGGAGGAGAUCCUUAAGAACCUGCACUCGCUCAUCUCACCCUAUAUCCAGCAGCUGGAGAAGCUGGCAGAGGAGAUACCUAAUCCCUCCAACAAGCUGGCCAUUGUCCAUAUCUUGGGGCUUCUCUCCAACCUCUUCACCACGCUGGACGUCAGUCAUCAUGAGGAUGAUCAUGAAGGCUCUGAGCUCCGGAAGCUGCCAGUGCCACAGGGACCCAACCCCGUGGUAGUGGUGCUGCAGCAGGUCUUCCAGCUUAUCCAGAAGGUGCUGAGCAAAUGGCUGAAUGAUGCCCAGGUGGUGGAGGCGGUGUGCGCUAUUUUCGAGAAGUCAGUUAAGACGCUGUUGGAUGACUUUGCCCCCAUGGUGCCACAGCUGUGUGAGAUGCUGGGUCGGAUGUACAGCACUAUCCCCCAGGCCUCUGCUCUUGACCUCACUCGACAGCUGGUCCACAUCUUUGCUCAUGAGCCUGUCCACUUUCCCCCAAUUGAGGCCCUCUUCCUGCUCGUCACCUCCGUCACACUCACUCUCUUCCAGCAAGGGCCCAGGGAUCAUCCUGAUAUUGUUGAUUCAUUUAUGCAACUCCUGGCACAGGCUCUGAAGCGGAAGCCAGAUUUGUUCCUGUGUGAACGGUUGGAUGUCAAAGCUGUGUUCCAGUGUGCUGUGCUGGCCCUCAAGUUCCCUGAGGCACCUACUGUCAAGGCCUCCUGUGGAUUCUUUACAGAGCUACUGCCUCGAUGUGGGGAGGUAGAACCCGUGGGAAAGGUAGUACAAGAGGAUGGCCGUAUGCUGCUCAUAGCAGUGCUGGAGGCCAUUGGGGGCCAGGCCUCCCGCAGCCUCAUGGACUGCUUUGCCGACAUCCUAUUUGCUCUGAACAAACACUGCUUCAGCCUCCUGAGCAUGUGGAUCAAGGAGGCACUGCAACCUCCUGGUUUUCCUUCUGCCCGCCUCAGCCCUGAACAGAAGGACACCUUCAGCCAGCAGAUCCUUCGCGAGCGAGUGAACAAGAGGCGGGUAAAGGAGAUGGUGAAGGAGUUCACACUGCUGUGCCGGGGGCUACAUGGCACAGACUACACAGCUGACUACUGAGGGGCGUUCCCGUCCCACCCACACCUCCUCCUCACUCCUUCCUAUUCCCAAAGAGUAAACCUGGACCCUUACUGCACUGUUGUCUCUGCUUCCUUUCUACUGCCAUCACCACCACUUACCCAGAAGGCCUAGGGUAAGGAUAGGAGGAUGCUUGGACCCAGCCCUUGGUAGGGAGUGGUGGAGCCAACCUCUAGCUCCUAGAGUGGAAAGGGUACUGCUGGAGCUGCUCCUAGGCUGGAGCCAUUCCGAAUACUGCCAUUGCCCUUGGGUUGGAGCAGGGAUUGCAGUAGUAUCAGCACCACACCCCUUUAAUUU